AUGGAUAAAAUACGUAUCAUUAGUAUAACUGCAGUAACUGGUAUUGUAGCAGUAGGCUUGUAUUUCGCUUUUCGCAGAUCUUUUGGCGAAACUAAUGAACCUUUAGACGAUGAUAUUCCCCUAGUAAGUUCUCUACCUGGAACUGAGACUUCCUCAGAAAACAGUUUGAAAAACCAAAGGCUGAUGGCAGUUAAUACAGUAAUAAAAGAGUUUGCUAAAUGGAAAAUUACCACUUUCGAUAUUAAGACCUAUUCUUCGACAGUCUCUCUAGCUACUGAUCCUAAAACAACUGACCUUCAAGUGAUCCACAGUGUUUGUACCGAGGGUAAACCGUGUAAUCUGGAAGAUGGUUUACUCUACACUUUAAAUGAAGCAGCUGUUGAUCUAUUGGCGUAUUAUGUCCGUCAUAAUGAAAAGAAACAUUUGGAUACUGCUGAAAGACUAGUCAAGAUAAUUUUUGGAAAUAAGUUAAAGGACUAUGAUCCGACGAGAACAAAACUUUUUAAUCUCCCUACAUUGAUUAAUAAUAUUGCAAUUCUGCCAAUUUUGUUUGAAUACAUUGCUGAUAGUACCUACGAUAAUACACGGAACAUGUGUCAUGAAUUUAUAUCUAAAGUACUUCCAAAUUUCCAUGCCUUCGAUAAAACUACAUUUAAUUCAGAGAUUUUGAUGUUUAAUUCAAUACGUAUGUUAUCAAAUAACUUAUUUAAUACCUGGAAUUUCAAUGAAGAUUCAGCUGAUAAAAACAUACAGAUUUUGAUUGACAGCGCUGUACAAUCAGGGUUGAAGUCAUACAGAAUAAUUGAUUACGAUUCUACGUUACGGGGUAGACUAUAUAAAGCUUUGAUGACCGGUAAUCAUUGA
Messenger RNA from Cotesia congregata, 864 nucleotides. Lineage: Eukaryota; Metazoa; Arthropoda; Insecta; Hymenoptera; Braconidae. The record is from the annotation of a GenBank genome assembly.